Malaclemys terrapin pileata is the source of this 3343-nucleotide messenger RNA. RefSeq names its product potassium voltage-gated channel subfamily H member 8 (gene KCNH8). Bases 1 to 3330 code for a protein of 1109 amino acids. Lineage: Eukaryota; Metazoa; Chordata; Testudines; Emydidae. Gene Ontology annotation, cellular component: membrane. Gene Ontology annotation, molecular function: voltage-gated potassium channel activity. Gene Ontology annotation, biological process: regulation of membrane potential; potassium ion transmembrane transport. The record is from RefSeq and is a predicted model, not a curated record. The transcript is spliced from 16 exons.
AUGCCGGUGAUGAAAGGAUUGCUGGCCCCGCAGAACACCUUCCUGGACACCAUCGCCACUCGCUUCGACGGCACGCAUAGUAACUUCAUCCUUGCAAAUGCUCAGGUGGCUAAGGGAUUCCCUAUAGUUUACUGUUCAGAUGGCUUCUGUGAACUUGCUGGAUUUGCACGAACUGAAGUCAUGCAGAAGAGCUGCAGCUGUAAAUUUUUACUUGGUGCUGAAACAAAUGAGCAGAUGAUUCUUCAAAUUGAAAAGUCACUGGAAGAUAAGGUGGAAUUCAAAGGAGAAGUCAUGUUUUAUAAGAAGAAUGGGUCUUCAUUUUGGUGCCUACUGGACAUUGUUCCUAUAAAGAACGAGAAAGGAGAUGUAGUACUGUUUCUGGCCUCUUUCAAAGAUAUAACAGAUACAAAGGUGAAGAUUGCUCCAGAAGAUAAAAAAGAAGAAAAAUGCAAAGGAAGAGGAAGAGCAGGUUCGCAUUUUGAUUCAGCUCGGAGGCGGAGUAGAGCUGUCCUUUAUCAUAUCUCCGGACACCUGCAAAGAAGAGAAAAGAACAAAUUAAAAAUUAAUAAUAAUGUUUUUGUAGAUAAACCAGCAUUUCCGGAAUACAAAGUUUCAGAUGCAAAAAAGUCCAAAUUCAUACUGUUGCAUUUUAGCACUUUUAAAGCUGGCUGGGACUGGCUUAUUUUACUGGCAACGUUUUAUGUUGCUGUGACUGUACCUUACAAUGUUUGCUUUAUUGGCAACGAUGAGCUAUCUACAACUCGAAGCACAACUGUCAGUGACAUUGCAGUGGAAAUUCUUUUUAUCAUAGAUAUUAUUUUAAAUUUCCGAACAACCUAUGUCAGCAAGUCUGGCCAAGUUAUAUUUGAAGCAAGAUCUAUUUGUAUCCACUAUGUGACUACCUGGUUCAUCAUUGAUUUAAUUGCUGCACUUCCCUUUGAUCUCCUUUAUGCUUUUAAUGUCACUGUGGUGUCCCUUGUCCACCUCCUAAAGACUGUCCGAUUGCUGCGUCUUUUACGUCUUCUUCAGAAGCUGGAUCGUUAUUCCCAGCACAGCACAAUUGUCCUCACACUUCUUAUGUCUAUGUUUGCAUUGCUUGCUCACUGGAUGGCAUGCAUUUGGUAUGUCAUUGGAAAAAAAGAGAUGGAAGAGAAUAAUCCCGUUACUUGGGAUGUAGGUUGGCUUCAUGAGCUGGGGAAACGUAUAGAGUCUCCUUACUAUGGCAAUAAUACAUUAGGAGGCCCGUCAAUCAGAAGUGCCUAUAUAGCUGCCCUGUAUUUCACUCUCAGCAGUCUCACCAGUGUUGGGUUUGGAAAUGUUUCAGCCAAUACUGAUGCAGAAAAGAUUUUCUCCAUUUGCACAAUGCUGAUUGGGGCUUUGAUGCAUGCCUUGGUGUUCGGAAAUGUGACUGCUAUAAUUCAGAGGAUGUACUCCAGAUGGUCCCUUUAUCACACAAGAACCAAGGAUCUAAAGGACUUUAUACGGGUCCAUCACCUGCCACAGCAGUUAAAGCAGAGGAUGCUUGAAUAUUUCCAAACCACCUGGUCUGUCAAUAAUGGAAUAGAUUCCAAUGAGCUUUUAAAAGACUUUCCAGAUGAGCUGCGCUCAGACAUCACCAUGCACUUGAACAAGGAGAUUCUGCAGCUGUCCCUUUUUGAGUGUGCCAGCCGUGGUUGCCUCAGGUCUCUGUCUCUGCAUAUCAAAACCUCCUUUUGUGCUCCUGGGGAGUACCUCCUGCGGCAGGGAGAUGCCUUGCAGGCUAUCUAUUUUGUGUGCUCAGGUUCCAUGGAAGUACUGAAAGAUAGCAUGGUGCUGGCAAUUCUUGGUAAAGGAGAUUUAAUUGGAGCAAACCUCUCAAUUAAGGACCAAGUUAUUAAAACAAACGCAGAUGUUAAAGCUCUAACCUACUGUGACCUCCAAUGCAUUAUCCUCAAAGGACUCUUUGAAGUGCUCGAUCUUUACCCGGAGUAUGCUCACAAAUUUGUGGAAGACAUUCAGCAUGAUCUCACAUACAAUCUGCGAGAAGGCCAUGAAAGUGAUGUAAUAUCAAGAUUAUCAAACAAGUCUACACUAUCCCAGACAGAGCCCAAGGGAAAUGGCAGCAUAAACAAGAGACUCCCAUCAAUUGUGGAAGACGAGGAAGAUGAGGAUGAAGGAGAAGAAGAGGAGAAUGUCAUUCUUUCUCCAAUCCACACGAGGAGCACAACCUCAUCCCAAGAGAAGAAGGCUGGAAGCAGUAAAAGCUAUCUAGGGAUAAACUUGAAACAGUUGGCCUCAGGAACAGUGCCCUUUCACUCCCCUAUCCGAGUUUGCAGUUCAAACCCUGCAAGAACCAGACAUGAAACUGAACUCCACUACUACUCCAGAAAGAGAGAGAAAAACCUAAAACUGCACCUUUCAACACUGAACACCAUUGGUCCCCCUGACCUCAGCCCAAGGAUUGUUGAUGGGAUUGAAGAUGGAAACCAUAAUGAGGGAAGCCAGACUUUUGACUUUGGCUCUGAUCAACUCAGGCAGGAAUCCCGGGUAUCUCCUACAAUUGUGGACUCUGAAGUUGGUGCUGCAGUGCUAGUUAUCAAAGCAGAAGAAACCAAACAGCAGAUCAGCAGGCUUAACCAUGAGGUCGCUACUUUAACUCAAGAGGUCUCACAAUUAAGAAAGGACAUGAAGAACGUGAUGCAUCUUCUGGAAAACUUAUUGACAUCACAGAAGCCUCCAGGGUUCUGUGCAGUGCAUGGCACAUCUGUGAGUCCUACAUUGGAAAGCUUACAGCCUAGAAUGACUUGGACUACACAUCAACCUUGUAUGCAUAUGCAAGCUGGGAAUAUUACUUGCACCAAAGCACAACUUUGCCAUGGUAACACGACUCCUGACAUUUGGCACAAGGAUCCAUCUUCUGUAGGGAGCAGUCCCCAAAGAACUGAAUCCCAUGUUCAAAAUUCUAUGGACAGUGAAUUUUAUUAUACUUCAGGCCUUGAAUAUUCACCUUCCUGCUAUCAGGUAAAUCAGAAGGAUAAUUUGCAGUUUUUAAGAUGCACCUCUCCAUAUUCAGAUACUACCUUGACUCCUCUUCAGUCUAUUUCUGCAACUCUUUCUUCCUCAGCAUCCUCCUCCUCAGAGACUUCACUGCACCUUGUGCUCCCCAGCAGAUCUGAGGAAAGUAGCUUUAGCCCAGGAGCAGUCAGUUCACUAAGCUUUGAGAACUUGCCAGGAUCUUGGGACCUUGAAGGAACAACAGGAGCAGUUUCUGCACAAACCUCUGAAGAUUUCCCACUAGAUGUUGUGACAAGCACAAUGGAUAUUAAAGAUAACCAAGCCAUAAAUGUAUAACGAUAGACCAAUA